This is a messenger RNA of Geosmithia morbida, 1002 nucleotides long. RefSeq lists its product as uncharacterized. The transcript has a single exon. Bases 1 to 1002 code for a protein of 333 amino acids. The record is from RefSeq and is a predicted model, not a curated record. Lineage: Eukaryota; Fungi; Ascomycota; Sordariomycetes; Hypocreales; Bionectriaceae.
AUGUCACUGUCGCGAGCCUUCACCACCCGCCGCGCCAACAAGGGCAGCACCGACAUGGGUGAGGGUGGCAUCAAGCUGCCUUUCCGAAGCAACACUGUCCACAAGGCUGCCUCGCAGCAGGCCAUGCGUCACAAGAUCUCCGGUCCCAUGGAGCUCGUCCACACCACAAACAUGCUCUCCUACAACGCCCCCGACGUGCCCCGCAUGCCGUCGAGGAGCAAUACUGUCUCGACCAGGUCCACCACCGAGGGUGACUACUCCGACAACCUGGCUGCCGACUCCCCCGCCUCCACGCCUCCCACCAGCCCCGACGGUGAGCGUGGUGGCUCGCCCGUGGUCGAGCCCAACCACCUGUCGUGCUACUUCAUGGCCCCCAGUGCCGGCGUCAACAUCGCCAACAUGAACAGGAAGCACGCCGCCAGCGCCAGCACCAGCACCACCGCCACGACACCCUCUACUGCUCCCGGCGACCCCCCCGCCAUCCCCAAGCGCUCGCCCUCUCGCACCAGGAAGCAGUCGUUCGACGCCGCCCUGGGCCGCAAGCACUCCAUCUCCCACAUGUCCAAGGCGUCGGAUCACUCGAGCCACAACAGCACGACGUUUUCCAGGCCGUCAUCCACCUCCACCAGGGCCUCGUCCGUCUCGCACGCCUCGAUGCUCCAGACGCUCAAGCAGCAGGUGCCGCCCCCUCCCAUGCCUCAGUCCCAGGCCGCUGCGCCUCCUCCCCUCAUGCCGAAGCCGUCGGUCAGGUCCAACGCCAGCAUCGGUCCCUUUGGACAGGAGCUGGCGCAGGUAUCCGAGCUCGCCGAGGAGUUUGCCAGCAGCGCGAGGGCUGGUGGUGCCAAACUGGACAUCAUCCACGAGGACGAGCAGUACAUGAACUCUCGCGGGUUGGCCAAGAGGACCGUCGACGACUACCUCUACGAUAUCCAGUCCCUCAUGGCUACAUUUUGGCCUACCGUGGAUCAUCACUCCAAGAAGUCGACGCCCAUGUGGAUUUGA